Molecule: messenger RNA, 2030 nt
Organism: Pyrus x bretschneideri (Chinese white pear)
Lineage: Eukaryota; Viridiplantae; Streptophyta; Magnoliopsida; Rosales; Rosaceae
Product: alpha/beta hydrolase domain-containing protein 17B-like
Exons: 6
Coding region: 481-1623 (380 amino acids)
Source: RefSeq, a predicted model, not a curated record
UUAUUCUUUUCCGUUUAUUUCAAAGAAAUCAACGUAUCACAAUCCAUUUAUUAGUUGUAAAAUGGUCUCGUUGAUUUUAGUUUUACGAAAAUAAAUUCAAGGGACGAUUUUGAGGCAAUUGAUUUGCAAAAGUUUUGCUCUUUCUUUUUUUUUUUUUUUUCUUUCUUUUUCCCUUUGAUUUUCUUUUUUUGUUGUCCCGUAUGAUUAUCCGACAAGAAUUCCUUGCUCUAUAUCUCUUUGUCGUGCCCUUCAAAUCUUUCUCUCUUAAAACAGGAAUUAAUUCAAACACUUUUAUCUCUAAAAACCCAAAUGGAAAACCUUUUUUUUCUUUUCAAGAGAAUUCAAACACAAAUCUUUUAAAGCUGCAUGCUUUAAACUCCUAUAUGAUUCAAAUAUUCUCAUAAACUUUACCAUGCACUACAAUUCUCUCCAGACCACUUAAAUAACACCCUCUGUCAAAAAAUUUCCACGGAUAAAAAAAUGGGGUCUGCAACAUCGUCUAUGGCUGCAAAGUUUGCAUUUUUCCCACCGGACCCUCCGUCAUAUGACACGUACGUCGACGAACCAACCGGAAAAAUGAGGAUCUCCAAUGUUCUUCCCCGAGACGACGUUGAUGUGGUGGGGCUGAGCACAAAAAAAGGGAAUGAGAUUGUGGCCAUGUAUGUCAAAAAUCCAUGUGCUUCACUCACUCUUCUGUACUCCCAUGGAAAUGCUGCUGAUCUUGGUCAGAUGUACCACAUUUUCACUGAGCUUAGCCUUCAUCUGGGUGUCAAUCUCAUGGGGUACGAUUAUUCUGGCUAUGGACAAUCUUCAGGAAAGCCAAGUGAGCAGGACACAUAUGCAGACAUAGAGGCAGCAUACAAAUGCCUUGAAGAGAAGUUCGGUGUAAAGGAGGAAGAUGUCAUUCUGUACGGACAGUCAGUUGGAAGCGGACCUGCUUUGGAUUUGGCCGUUCGUUUGCCUAACUUGAGGGCUGUUGUUCUUCACAGUCCAAUAUUGUCCGGCCUCCGAGUAAUGUACCAUGUCAAGAAAACAUUCUGGUUUGACAUUUACAAGAAUAUCGAUAAGAUCCCACUUGUCAGUUGCCCAGUUUUGGUGAUACAUGGAACUGAAGAUGAAGUUGUGGAUUUCUCCCAUGGAAAACAGCUGUGGGAGCUUUGCAAAGAGAAGUAUGAACCUUUGUGGCUCAAAGGAGGCAACCAUUGUAACUUGGAACUCUAUCCAGAAUACUUGAGGCAUCUCAGGAAGUUUAUAUCUGCCAUAGAGAAAUUACCCCGUCUUCGAAAUUCAACCGAACAAAGCGCAGAUCAAUCAGAGUCUCCUCUGAAGAUUGAAGACAUCGGGGACAAGGCAAGAUCAAGCACUGACUUAAGGGACAAGUCUAGGUCCAGCACCGGGAAGCGAGACAAGUCUAGGCUAAGCACAGACAGUAGAGAAAGAUCAAGUACAAGCACUGAAAAGAGAGAGAAGUCAAGAAAGAGCACCGAUCGGUCUGGAAAGUUGAGGAGCAGCACAGAUCAGUCGGAGAGGGCUAGAAAUAGCUUCGACCGAUUGGGAGAUAUGGUGAGGUCAGUUGGAUUGUGUAACGUUGAUUGUCUGAAGCAGGCGGCUUUGGAGGCUUGAGUGCUCUCAUCCUUCGGAUUGCAACUAGUUUAUAGACCACUACAUGUUUGGUUGAUGGGAUGUUUGGCUCAAGGGAAAUUGUAACAGCUCACCGAAGCUCCGCUCCUCGUGGGGUUUACCUUUCUAAUCCAAUCCAAUCCGAUCCUAAGCACCAAACGUUUGACCCUCGAGACUAUCCUAGUCUCUUGUGAUUUGUUUUCUUCUGAAUUUUUGAAUGUUUAACUGCAGAAGUUAAAUUAUACAUUGACCAUGUUGGAAUCGUUAUGUCACUUCACUAAAAAGCUAUGUUUCAGAUUGUCUUGGUUGAAAGAGUUGAGUUGACAAAAGGUGGGGGAGAGUUGCCAAAAACUAAUUAGACCCUAGAGUUUUUACUUCUCAGCUCUUGAACUUAAAUUGGUAUUUAAUUG